Messenger RNA from Neurospora hispaniola, 1551 nucleotides. RefSeq lists its product as uncharacterized. Bases 1 to 1551 code for a protein of 516 amino acids. The record is from RefSeq and is a predicted model, not a curated record. NCBI's taxonomy places the organism in Eukaryota, Fungi, Ascomycota, Sordariomycetes, Sordariales, Sordariaceae. Gene Ontology annotation, molecular function: protein binding. The transcript is spliced from 2 exons.
AUGUCACGAUCAUGGACCGCAUCGACGGUCGAGAUCAAGGCGACUCCCAAAAAGGGACCAGUAGCGCUUUCCGACCAGGCAAUCUGGAACGACCCCAGUGGCGACGCCUUCUACAUCUAUGGAGGACGAGCGCCGUACAUGAUCAACAUGAACAAUAUCACAAAGGACGGGAUCUGGAAGUUUUGGGUCGACGGCACAGGUGGCGGCACUUGGUCGUUGGAACGGCCUUCAAACCCAGACGUUCUAAAGAAGCUCAACUUGACCCACAAAGCAGCAUUCGCAGCCACCCACGAUUCUUCCGGCGGCGGUGUAGCUUUUGUAAUAGGCGGCAUGACAUCAAUCGAGAUAGACCCGGACUCCAACAAUACCUCCCCCGUCACGGAUCCCCAGCACUGGUAUCGCACCCCGAUUCCAGGUAUGGUUUCUUACGACAUGAAGAGCAGAACCUUUUCAAGGACCGACACCAGCGUGGUGAUGCCCCCGCUUGGUACGCUGAUUGAUGGUCGCGCGCAUUUUGUCCCUCAGUUUGGCUCCAAUGGCUUGAUGCUGGUCUUGGGAGGAAAGAUCGGUGGAGGAAUUCUGGAUUUCAACAAUAUCACUUUUUAUGAUCCUAAGACUGGGCAGUGGGGAUGGCAGAAUACGGUGGGAUAUGCGCCGACGGAGAGGGAGACUUUUUGUAUGGUGGGUGUUGCCAGUCCGGCUGGAACCUAUGAACUUUUCAUCUACGGCGGAGCGAACCAGGCCUUCACGGAAUUCUAUGACGACAUCUACAUCCUAAGCCUCCCAGGCUUCGUCUGGCUCAAAACAGAUGCACAUUCAGUCGAGCCACGCAACAACCAGAAUUGCGUCGUAGUAGGGAAGCGCCAAAUGCUGGUGGUAGGCGGCCACGGUCAGAACAAGUCCCUUUGGGACAAAGAUCCUUUACCCCAGGGCCUCGGCAUCUUUGACUUGACUGAUCUCGUCUGGAGCAAGGAUGGAAACUACGAUGCCGACGCAGAGGACUACAGGACCCCCAAGUUUGUGGAGGAAUGGUAUCAAGAUAAGAAUCUGUCUGCGCUAUCGUGGUCGUCUGAUGAGGUGAAGAGGAUGUUCCUGAAGAACCCCAUUUCGUUUAACGCGACGACCUCGGGAACGGCCCCGACUUCCAUUGCUACUUCCGCCACUGGCCCAGACUCGGGUCAGCAGUCGUCUGUUAACAAAGCCGGACCGAUUGCGGGGGGAGUGGUGGGCGGUGCCGUUAUUCUGUGUAUACUAUCUGGGUUGGCUUAUUGCCUUUGGCGGAAGAGAUCGAAGCCCUCACCAUCCGACGAAGAGCUUGAACCUGGUCAGAGUAAUGGUAACGCACUGAAGCAUUCCCCUUCCCUCGAACUCAAAGGAGAGCUUCCUACAGAAGGCCCGGCAACGGAGAUGUACACCCCGCCAGAUGAAUUGGCAUGUGGAGGAGGUAUCAAUGAGCGCUGGGAGCUCGACGCAUCGAGUCCACCCCGAGAGCUAGAUACCUCACAUGGGGCCUGUGAGCUUGGUACGGAGGACAGAGAGGUCACUCGUUGA